Molecule: messenger RNA, 1275 nt
Organism: Aspergillus heteromorphus CBS 117.55
Lineage: Eukaryota; Fungi; Ascomycota; Eurotiomycetes; Eurotiales; Aspergillaceae
Exons: 4
Coding region: 1-1275 (424 amino acids)
Biological process (GO): ubiquitin-dependent endocytosis
Cellular component (GO): cytoplasm; cytosol
Molecular function (GO): protein-macromolecule adaptor activity; ubiquitin protein ligase binding
Source: RefSeq, a predicted model, not a curated record
AUGCUUCGCCAGUCGCUCUCAGCUGUGAAAAAGGCUACCCAAAGUCUCUACACCCACGAGGCCCUGAGCGACCCGAGGCUGGACCUCAACAUCACCGAACCCGCCGUGUUCGUGCCUACGUUCACCGACAAGCCAGCCGUCCUCCGGGGCACCUGUCAACUAAAUGUCAAGGAUACCCUGACUGUGAAAAGAGUGACCGUGAACUUUCGCGGGACGAGUCGUGUUACCUGGCCGCAUGGGCUGCAUGACAUCCAGACCGUGACGGACAAUACGCUAACACUGUUCAGCUCCGGGAGCCUAGAGCCCGCUCUACCCUGCUACUCAGAGUCCGAGCCAUCAUGGCCCAGCAAACGAUGCAAGCUGUGGCAUGCCGUCACGUCCAGACUAUGCUCAGGCGGAAGCCACGAGAAAAGCGCAGGAACUAAGUUAUCUGCCGGGACCCACACAUAUAACUUCGAGAUGGUUUUGCACUCGCACCUCCCCGAGUCCAUCCAAAUCCGGCAGAGUCAGGUACGGUACCGGGUUCGCGCGUGCGUCGAGUGCCCUGGCAUCCUGAAGCGCAGCCUUGCGCUCAACAAAGCUAUCACGACGGUCCACUGCCCGGCGGAAGACGAGGUGGACGAUGCCGAGCCCGUGUACAUCGCCCGGGCCUGGAAGGACCUCGUCCAGUGUGAGGUUCUGGUGUCGCGGAGAGGAGCUCCCCUCGGCGACGACCUACCGGUGACCGUAAUGUUCACCGAACUGGCUACAGCCAAGUUCCGGGGCCUGCGGGUCUUCCUCUCGGAGAAUGUCCAGUACCUCCAAAGGGAUGGGCUUGUUGGCUGCCCGGGCCCUUUUAGGCGCGUUCUGCUGUACGAAAAAGUGGACGGGCUGGUCUCCACCCUGUCGCUCCGUCGGGCCAGCAAUGACGAGCGCCCAGACUCGGGCAAAGGCGAGUGUGCCGUUGCGAAGAUGGUCGGAGAUUCCGAGACGCCAAGCGAACCCGCGCGUGAGGGCGAGACUGAGAGUGAGACCACGCUGGACUUGAUCCUACCGCUGCCGAUGUGUCACCUCCAUUCCCAGCCGGAUAGCUCUGGCAUGCAGAGCAUGCAUUUCGACACCCGGUACAAGAACGUGCGGGUGCGCCACUGGCUCGAGUUUGUGUUUUUGAUGACCCCCAAGGAUGGGUUUGACUCCAGCCAUGAUCGCAUCGUGCAGAAGAUGGCCAAGGUCCCACUGGCACUCCGGUCAUGCUAUGCCCAGCAUGCCAAUGCGUCCCUUCCGGCGUACUCCUAG